AUGCCUCCGCGAAAACGACCAGCAACGCAAACUACAGCGCUCGCAGCCAUUCCAUCCGUUCGCCCCAACAAGAGAGCCCGGCGGCCAAGACUGCGUCCUGGGGAGGCGCCCACUGUUCAUGAAAGCACUACAACUGAGCAGGCCAACGUGAUUGCUUCAAACCCUUCAAGUUCAUCCCCAGGCACAGUGUCCGUGGAUUUCGACGCAAUCACCGCUACCAUUUCUGCCGUAAUUACACAAAAGGUAAAGACGGCCUUCUCGCCUGCUAAAUUGACUUCGCUGCUCGACAACAACUCCCCAACGCCAGUAGUUACGCAAGCGCCAACUGAACUUGUUGAACAGGCUGUGGAUGACGACGUCAAUGUCAUCACCAAUCCUCAGUCAGGUAUUGGAGCAGUUGAUCCUAUUUUAGACUUAGUUAACACAGGUCCGUAUGAUCAAAGACCACAAGUUCAAUUCACCAGUGUUUCUGUCCCUGUCACUUCGAGAGUGAGUUCCAAAUCAAAGCAAAAAUUUGGGCAAAUGAAUAUAUUAAUUUAGGGUCGUUAUUGUCUUAUUCACCACAGCAGGAGGAAAAAUACUCACUAUCUAUGUCACCGUCAGUCGCCGGUUCUUCGAGCCAGCCUCAACUGACGCUUGAACCUUGUCACGUUUCUAAGAAAAUAACCAACAUUUCACAGUGGGUCUCUGCGUUUAACAAUUACAAUUACAAUUUAACAAUUACACUCCUCAAUUAA
Molecule: messenger RNA, 737 nt
Organism: Porites lobata
Lineage: Eukaryota; Metazoa; Cnidaria; Anthozoa; Scleractinia; Poritidae
Source: the annotation of a GenBank genome assembly